Molecule: messenger RNA, 6933 nt
Organism: Chrysemys picta bellii (western painted turtle)
Lineage: Eukaryota; Metazoa; Chordata; Testudines; Emydidae
Gene: ARAP3
Product: ArfGAP with RhoGAP domain, ankyrin repeat and PH domain 3
Biological process (GO): positive regulation of GTPase activity; signal transduction
Cellular component (GO): cytoplasm
Molecular function (GO): GTPase activator activity; phosphatidylinositol-3,4,5-trisphosphate binding; protein binding
Source: RefSeq, a predicted model, not a curated record
ACCCUGCUGGUGGCCGUGGAGUCAGCGCAGCUGGCUUGGUGCAGAGCAGUGUGAUUCAUGGGAAAAGGACCUCACAGCAUCGUGCUGCACACAGGGCUCCUGAGUUCUGUCCUGGGACCUGGGAUGGAGGGAGCUCUGCUGGCAGCCCUGAGCUGGGAGCAGAGGAGAGCUGGUGUUAUUAUGAUGAUGGCCUGACAGUCCCCUGGUGGGGGUCCACAGGCCAUGUUCUCCCCGUGUGACGCCGACUCUGACAUCGCUGAUUGGCUGGCCACCAUCCAUCUGGAGAGAUACCAGGAAACCUUUAAGCAGCAUGGGUUCCAAGUGGCCAGAGAUGCUGUCUCCCUAGGCAACAAAGACCUGCAGCGGAUCGGCAUCACUGCCACUGGGCACCGCAAAAGGAUCCUGAGUCUGGUGCAGCAGACGCAGCUGUUGGUGCAAGACAAAGGCAGGCCCAUGGCAGGAGAUGCCUGUGCCAAGCCUGGCACAUGUACAGAGCCCCUGGAUGUGCCCAGAGUGUGCCAAGCAGGCAAGGAGAACAAUGGGACAAGUACUGCUAAUGGAGCCCCAGUAGCAGCCAUUGAUGGGCUUGGGAACCACCAGUGUUCAGCUAGCCCCAGCCAAAACCCACCUCUGGAGAUGGAGCCUGCUCCACCCAUUGCCAAGCCGGUACCCAAGCCUAGGACGUUCUUCCAACGCCCUAACCCAGCAGCAAGGCCAGAGCAGGGCCUGGUGCCCACGCCGCUGGCACGGACAUCAGUGCCAACACGCAAACCUGGCUGUGAGGGGCCUUCUGCUGCUUUCAUUGUACACGAGGGGUUUGUGCCAGGGGAAAGCUCCAUGGAUCUUGGGCGCUCGGAGUUCACCCUGGAGCAGCAGGCCGGCUCAGGAGAGAGAGGCUCAGCAGGCCCCCAGGCACCCCAGCCUGUGGGGAAGGAAAGUGCUAUGGAGCCUACGCCAAUGCCCCGGGCUGGGGUGGCUGAAGUGGGUUUGGAUGAUGUAGAGAUCCAGGCUGGGUGUGGAAAAUCCUCUCCUUCCAUCCCCGGUGUCUCUCCACGCCUCAGCCAGGGGAUCCAGCCAGCUGAUUGCAGCCCUGUGAGCCCAGGAGUGAGCCACUCGCCGUGCAGCUUCCCAUUGUCUGCUCCAACCAGCCCUGCUGCCAGUGCGCAGAGAGAGCCCUCGCCAGCCCCGGGCGCCCCCUCCCAGCCAGCCUCUGCAUGGGGCAGGAUGGAGAUGGUUUCCAAUAUCAUUUAUGAGGGACUUGAACCCCCUUCACAACCAGCUGGGUGUUCAGGGGAUGAGGAGCUUGCGAGGAAUCAACCUACCCCACAGCCACUGGUCUCAGCUACACAGCAAGGGACCACACCAGCAGAGAAGCCUGACUCUCCCAGAUGGCCCAGCCUGGACCUGCCCCCCAUCCCACAGAGACCUGCCAGCUGGCCAGAGCCUGCUGAGGAGCCCAUCAGUCCCUACUGUGAGGCCGUGUUUGGAGGUGGGCUCCCUGCCCGGGAGCAGAAGAGCACUGGGACCCCCGCUGUGCCAGGCUGUGAAGUGGUGCCAGAGCACUUCCCCGAGCUGGAGAGAGAAAGGCCCAGGACCAGCAGCGAGGGAACAGCCGAGGAGCAUGAGAGCCGGGCCCAGCGGCUUGACUGGAUCCUCCAGAACGACAUGAAGGACUAUGCCAUGGUGGAAGCUCCCCAGGCUGAGGGCUCCCAGUUCAGCCUUCCAUCUCACCUCUACUCAGACGAGGUCCUGGAUGACUUGACCAUCUCCCCAUACGCCAGCUACACCUUGCUGUCUGAGCGUCCACCCACCAUGCUCAGCGGCUGGCUGGACAAACUCUCCCCGCAGGGGAAUUACGUUUUCCAGAGGCGCUUCGUCAGAUUCGAUGGGAAAAACCUCAUGUACUUCCACAGCGAGAAGGAGCCAUAUCCCAAGGGUGUGAUCCCGCUCUCUGUCAUCGAGAUGGCACGCGCCACCAAGGAGAACAAGUUCCAGGUCGUCACGAGCCACAGGAUCUUUCUCUUCAGAGCCGAGAACGAAGCUCAGAGGAACGAGUGGUGCUCCACCUUGCAGAGGAAGGUGGCAGAGCAGCGGUUGGUCAGCCCCCGGCCCCGCCUGGCCAGCAGCACUCACUGCCAGAAGUGUGGCAUCCUGGAGCUCAAGGGCCACAAGUCCAAGCUGUUCGCAGCCCUCAGCCUGGCCAACAUGUGGCUGUACAAGAACGAGCAGUUCUUUAAAAUGGGCAUCGCCAUCUGCCUGAUUGAGCUCCACGGCGCCACCAUCCGGGAAGCCAAGAACCGCUGCUUCGAGCUCAUCAGCCCAUUCAAGAUCUUCAGCUUCGUGGCCGAGUCGGAGCGGGAAAAGCGGGAGUGGAUGGAGGCGCUGCAGGACGCCAUUGCAGAGAUGCUGUAUGACUACGAGGUGGCCGAGAAAAUCUGGUCCAACAAAGCCAACAAGUUCUGUGCUGACUGCAGAGCCCUGAGCCCUGACUGGGCAUCCAUCAACCUGUGUGUGGUGAUCUGCAAGCAGUGUGCAGGUCAGCACCGGAGCCUGGGCUCCAGCGUGUCCAAGGUGCAGAGCCUGAAGCUCGACACCAGCGUCUGGAGCAAUGAGAUUGUCCAGCUGUUCAUCGUGCUGGGGAACGAGCGAGCAAACCGGUUCUGGGCCGCGCGCCUCCCGCCCGCUGAGGCCCUCUACCCAGACUCCAGCGCAGAGCAGAGACAGGUCUUCAUCACUCACAAAUACCGUGAUGGGCGGUACCGCCGCCCGCACCCCCGCUACACCUCCCAGGAUGACGUGCUGCAGACGCUCUGUGCUGCUGUGGCAGGGCCCGGCCUGCUGAAGACAAUCUUGCAGUUCUUCUCUGCCACUGAAACCGGGAUGGCAGCUGACACAGGGGGCUGCGACGGGUCGCAGGGAACCGAGCUCUGGCAGACCCCUGAGAACAGCUGGCAUGGGAACCAUCCAGGGAGCCCCAGUGCGCAGGAGCUGAGUCUGGAAGGGGUCUACAAUGAGAUCACCCAGCCUGUGGUGCACAGUGGCUACCUCUACAAGGCACCAGCCCUCUCCAAGCUCUCCAGCACCAGGAAGAGCAGAGAUGAACUGCACCGCGUCUGGUGCUCCCUGGAGAAGUCUCUCCUCUUCUACGAGACUGACAAGUGUUCUGAGUUAGUGGGGAAGGUUGAGCUGGCUGACAUGGUCUCGCUGGGCGUGAGCAGAGCAGAUGGACUGGCCAGUCCUGGGCCUCCAGACAGGUUCCGCUUCACCUUGGAGCUUUUCCUGAGCGGCGACAAAGUGCAGCAGCUGGGAGCUGACGGGCUGGACACCCUGCAGGCCUGGGCCAGUGCCAUCGGCAAGUGGUUCACACCGCUCAGCUGUCACUGCCUGCUGGGCUACGAGUUCCAGAGAGUGGGACAGUUGCGCUGCAGAUCCAUGCUCAGUCCUGAGCAGUGGCUGCAGGGCUUCUUCAUCCUGCAGAAAGCCCACCUGUUCUUCUGCCCGGGGGAGGAGGGCGCAGCCGAGGACAGCAUCAACCUCCGGAGGCUGCAGGAGCUCAGCCUGGUCCCCCUCACUGAGACUCCUGAGAAGAAGGAGGUGCUGAUCCUGGUGGAGAUGGGGAGGACCUUUUACCUGCAGGGGGUGACACGGAUGGACUUCGCAGCAUGGUGCGCGGACAUCCAGGCCUCGGCGGGGGGACGGGGCAACGCCCUGCGCGACCAGCAGCUCAGCAGGAGUGAUAUCCCCAUCCUCGUGGACAGCUGCAUUGCCUUCAUCACCCAGUACGCACGCAGGUCCCACGACAUGGUCUCUCUCUCGCGCGCUCUGCCCACAGGGCUGCGACAUGAAGGCAUUUACCGGAAGAACGGGGCCAAAUCCCGGAUCAAGGUGCUGAUGGAGCAGUUCCGCAGGGAUGCCCGCAAUGUCAAGCUGCGGAUCAGUGACAACUUCAUUGAGGACGUGACCGAUGUGCUGAAGAGAUUCUUCCGGGAGCUUGAGGACCCCGUCUUCACCUCGGAGCUGCACCCCCAAUGGAAGGAGGCUGCGGCAAUAGCCCUGAAGCCCCAACGGCUGGAGCGCUACAAGGAGCUGAUCAACCGCCUGCCCCGCCUCAACCGCAGGACACUGGCUGCUCUGAUUGGUCACCUCUACCGCGUGCAGAAAUGUGCUGACUUCAAUCAGAUGAGCACCAAGAACCUGUCACUGCUCUUUGCUCCCAGCCUUUUCCAGACAGACGGCAAAGGGGAACACGAGGUCAAGGUGAUGGAGGACCUGAUUGAUAACUACGUCCGCAUUUUCAACAUUGACGAGGACCAGGUGUCGCAGAUGGAUCUAGAGAACAGCCUCAUCACUACCUGGAGGGAUGUGCAGCUCUCACAGGCUGGAGAUCUCAUCAUUGAGGUUUACCUGGAGCAGAAGCUGCCAGACUGCUGUGUCACCCUGAAGGUGUCGCCUACCAUGACGGCGGAGGAGCUGACCAAUCAGGUGCUGGAGAUGCGCAACAUGCCAGCGAGCCUGGACAUCUGGCUGACCUUUGAGGCCCUGGAGAAUGGGGAGCUGGAGCGUCCCCUGCACCCCAAGGAGAAGGUCCUGGAGCAGGCUCUGCAGUGGUGCAAGCUGCCUGAGCCCAGUACCGCCUACCUGCUGGUGAGGAAGGUUCCCAUUGGACAAGGCAGCUGUCUCUUCACAGGUGCCAAGCGCGAGAGCCCCAAGUGUGGGGUGCUGAAGUGUCGGGAGGAGCCCCCCAAACUCCUGGGCUGCAAGUUUCAGGAGCGAUACUUUGUCAUCCAGGAUCACAAGCUGCUGCUGCUGAAGGAGAAAAGGAGUGCCCGGCCGGAGCGGGAGUGGCCCCUCAACAUGGCCAAGGUUUACAUGGGGAUUCGGAAGAAGCUGAAGCCGCCGUCCCAGUGGGGAUUCACUCUGAUCCUGGACAAGCAGCAGCUGUACCUGGCAUGUGCGGGGCAGGCCGAGCUGUGGGACUGGACCACCAGCAUUCUGAAGGCUCAGCACGACGACCUGCGCCCAGUGAUCAUGAGACGGCGCUCCUCCUCCGACCUCACCAAGCAGAAGUUUGGCACCAUGCCCCUGAUCCCUCUGCGGGGAGACAAUACAGAUGCCACCAUGCUCUCUGCCAACCAGACCCUGCGCCGCCUGCACACGCGAAGAACUUUGUCUAUGUUCUUUCCCAUGAAGAUGCACCAGGACUCGGUAGAGGAGCAGCAGGAGGAGGCAGUGGACACAGAGCCUGUCUACGAGGAGGUGGGUGACUUCCCAGUGCUGGCCCCACUGCGGCUGGACGGAGGCCUCCUGGCCGAGCUCUCCCAGGUGCCCGCCGUGGACAGAUCAAAGAAGCCGGCCCUGUUCCCAGAGCAGCCUGCGCCCCCAGCACUUCACUCUGCACGGCCCAUCAGCCCAGAGCAGAGACCGUCUGGCGCCCACUUCACCAAGUCGCUUUCCCUUGAAAGAGAUCUGACCCUGGAGCCUGAAAAGACCCCGGAGUGGGACAAGUCCCCUGGGCUCAGAGCCACCCAAACAGCCUCACUCGAGAGAAAUAUGGAUCUACCCCGCACGCUGCCUGCCCUGGGGAGGGAGCAGAACUGGACCCGGAACCCCCCACGCCCUGCGCAGCUGCCCCUUCCUCUGGAGCUGUCUCCCAGCCCUGAACCCCUGCAGGACGGCACCAGGAAGAGGAGUGCCCAGCUGCCCAUGCCCAUCAACGAGAAACUCAUGCAGGAGCUCAGCAGCAUCAUCCUCAAGAAGAACGAGUGCCAGGCAGACGGGCCUGGGCAGCAAGUCACGUGACCUUGCAUGGCAGUGCCAGCUGCAGGUAAUGUCCUGUGAUACCUGAGCCCUCUCUGGACACUCCUACCUUGCUCCCCAUCUGGCAUUCCCAGGGCUGGCUGCCAUGUCCCCACCUCCCCCAACCCAGAGGAGCCCAGCGAGCCACCCCAGGAUGGGACACAGCAUUCAAGCCUCCAGCCCUGCCCUCCCAGGGUUCCUCCAGCUCUCUUGCCUAUGCCAGGUGGUGUCAGCUAAAGGCAGUUAGUGGGAUGCAGAAGUUGGCUCUGCCCCUUAAGGCAUUGAGCCAGAGCAUUGUCUGCCCCCAGAGCACUGCACCCACAGCAGGGGGACACGCCAGCUCCAAUACCUCCACAGGAAGGCAUGGGACUGGAGCCUUCCCUGGGUCAUGGGCAGGGCAACUGAGGCAGGAGGAGGAGAUUGUGACUGAUUGUGCAAAGCAAAGGGAAGUCACUGAGAAGGGAAAAGCAGAAACUAAAUUACAGGAAGGAGGCAAAUUUUUGCAAACAUGCAUUGUGCCUGGGUGUCUGCGUGGGAGGUGUGUGUGUCUUGGGUGGCUCCAGUGUGCAUGACGUCUGCAUGGGAGGUGUAUGCGAUGGCUGUGUGUGGUUCCUGUGGCACAGUGCCUGUGUGGGAGGUGUAUGUGAUGGCUGUGUGUGGUUCCAGUGUGCACAAUGCCUGUGCCGGCUGUGCAGGAGGUGUGCGAUGGUUGUGUGUGGUUCGAGUGUACACAAUGCCUGUGCUGGCUGUGAAGGAAGUGUGCAAUGGCUGUGUGUGUUUCCCAUGGCACAGUUGCUGUGCCGGCUGUGCAGGAGGCAGUGCUGUAACAAGGGCAAGGCUAGUGAGGCAUAUGCCUCGGGCACACAAAGCCGGGGGGUGGGGGGCGCGUAGAAAGUGGUGGAGAGAAAAUAAAAAAAGCUGCUGGCAGGCACAGAGAUAUUUAUAACCCAGGUAAUCUAUCCCUGGGCCCCCCCCCGCGCCUCCCCCAGUGUCCCCUGGCCCCGACUUGCUCCCCCGCCCCUUCCUGCCCCAGAGCAGAGCAGCUCCAUGCUGCCUCCCUGCCGCAGGGUUCUAGUGCCCCCCAUCUCCACUGCCAGGGCAGACUGACUCUGAACCUGCCCUUCCCCCUCAGACCCU